UUGGUCAAUUGCGCGAAGAAAACAAGACGAAGAAAACAAGGCGAAGUGAACGAACAAUUGGACCCAUUACCAGAAUCCUCCAAUUGAGGGGAAAUAUCUCCAUCCUCUUCUCCCACCUUUCAGUUACUCACACUCACAGCUCAGAAUCAGGAGCAUAGCAUUAGCGUAUUACAUUACCAAUGUCGGGUCUUCUUCUACAUUCCUCUUCAGUCGCGAGCGUUCCGUUUGGAGGAAUUGGGAAAUUGAACCAGGAGCGGAAUCAUAAUUCAAUUUUAUCAUCCAAGAAGUCCAUGCGUGGCAGCUAUCUYCGUCUCGGUUGCAACAAUUCUAGAAAUAGCGUCCGAGCAUUUUUCUUCAAUCCUGCAGAGGAUCCUGUCCUCAAAGAAGCUCUUAAGGAGCCAGUUGCCUUCGCAGGUGGGCUAUUUGCUGGACUGCUAAGGCUUGAUUUGAACGAAGAACCACUAAAGGAAUGGGUCAAGAGGACAGUCGAAUCUGCUGGAAUCACAGAAGAAGAUGACACUCACACUCGAGCAUCUGCAGCAGAGGAUGGCCCAACUGAGAUUGAGAUUGAAUGAUGUCAUGCCAUGAAUGAUAAUUGAUAGUUGAAAUUAAAAUUUGUCAAGUGCUGAUAAAAUGAUAAUUGAUAUGAAGUAAGAUUUGUCAGAUAUCAGUUAGUAUUACUAUGUUUCCCUUGAAGUGAAAUUGAGCUGGUAGUUAAACCUUUCAUAGCUCAAAUACGUGUACUCCCUCUACAAGUGCUGUUCUCCAUAUUUCUUGAUUUAAGGGGAAAUACUUCAUUAGUGUUUUUA
Momordica charantia (bitter melon) is the source of this 809-nucleotide messenger RNA. Its product is annotated as UPF0426 protein At1g28150, chloroplastic. Lineage: Eukaryota; Viridiplantae; Streptophyta; Magnoliopsida; Cucurbitales; Cucurbitaceae. The record is from RefSeq and is a predicted model, not a curated record.